Trichosporon asahii var. asahii CBS 2479 is the source of this 2730-nucleotide messenger RNA. RefSeq names its product cytoplasm protein. The coding region runs from base 1 to 2730 and encodes 909 amino acids. The transcript is spliced from 5 exons. Gene Ontology annotation, molecular function: protein binding. Gene Ontology annotation, cellular component: cytoplasm. The record is from RefSeq and is a predicted model, not a curated record. Gene Ontology annotation, biological process: positive regulation of TORC1 signaling. Lineage: Eukaryota; Fungi; Basidiomycota; Tremellomycetes; Trichosporonales; Trichosporonaceae.
AUGUCGGACCCGAAACGACUCCUUGCCGCCGACCCGCUCAGCGCCGGGCUGGGCGGCAAGACGCACUUUGCUGUCGCUGGCCAGAGCUCGAGCGGCGCACCGGGAGACGUGCGGAUGUACCAGUGGGACAGUGGGACGGAUACUCUGAGUAUCGUUGGCUUGCAAUCAGACGUUGGAGGCAGCAUCAAGGCUCUCGCAUGGUGCCCUCAUCCGGCACAGCGGCGCCUCCUCUCGCUCGGCCUUGGAACCGGCCGAACACAACUCUUCACCUUGCCGCAGAGCAGUCUGAACCUGACUCCGGGUGUGUCGACGUCACCCGUAGCAGUUCUGUCCGUCAAGCACCAGCGCGCCGUGACAGCGCUCGACUUCUCGACCCACGACCCCUCCCUCCUCGCGAUCGGAUACGAGCGGCAUCGGUCCGACUACUCCCUCCUAAUCUGGGACAUUGCCGAUGCGAUUGCAGCUUUGCAGCCCGAUCCAAGCGGCGAAUCAACCUAUGUCCGGCCCUCGGAGCGGCUCGAGGCGCACGUCAUCUCGCGCACUGACCGAUGCCGGCAUAUCCAGCAGUACUGCGCGAGCGAGGCCGUGCACUCCGUCGCGUGGAUCCCGGGGUCGAGCUUCCAAUUGCUAGCCAGUGCGAACAACAAGGCGAUCAGGACGUACGACCUGCGCACGCCGUCGCGCGAUGCGGGCGGGAGCGGCGCAGUGACGCAGUGGGCGACCAAGGCCGUGUUCCACCUCGCACCCAGGCCGGGCACAUGUACAGUCGCCAGUGCCGAGAUGGGCACGGUGAGGUUGUGGGACACGCGCCAGCCCGGACUCGAGGUCACGAGCAUUGAUGUCAAGGACUCAGGACCCGUCACGGGCAUGUCGUGGGUAGACGGCAGACUUGGUGUCGGCACUCGCGACGCGGGCGUCCGGCUGUGGGACAUGGUCGGCGACGAGCCCCAGGUGGCCGGCAUGCGCCACGUCGUGAAGCCGAGGCAGCCGCUGCAGAGCUUCGCCUUCGUGCCGUCCAAGAAGGCGAAGGAUAUCGCCUUUGUCGUGCGCGACGGCACGAUUGGGAUUGGUCCGAUUGGAUCGCCGACAGGGGUUGCGCUCAGUGCGCGAAGUGACUUGGCGAUAUGCGCCUCCGGUCUGCAGAUUCUGGACCCCGAGACCGGCGGCACCGGCGCGUGGACGCCGGCGACGAGCGUCCCGCCGUCGCCCGUGCGCGAGACCGAGACGCGGCGAAAUCGCUUCCAGCUCGCGCCGGAGCGCGUCUCUGCUCUCCUCAGCGCGCAGCGCAAGAGCCGUUCGGGAUGGAGUACGCCCGCGUCUCUCGGCCGGGCAGCGACGCACGAAGAAGCGUUAGACGAGUUAGCGCACUCGCUCGCCGUUGACUUUGACGAGGCGCAGGGCAUGGAGGGUUUUGCGCGCGUUCUCCGGCACGACGGAUCGUUUAUCAUGCGGCGCCGCGUCGAGGAGGGCUACGGACUCGAGAACCUGCACCUGAACGCUGCCAUCGCGACGCGCUUCCCGGACGCGGACCGUAUUGCGGGCUGCUGGGAGUUCAUUGACCACUUCGUGCGCGCGACGGGACCUUCGGUGUCCGUCCGCGGAUCUUACGACCUGACGUACCAGGGCCUGUGGGCCGUGUGGAGCGGAGAGCUCGGCAACGAGUCAAGUGCGGGCUGGACGGGGUCGAUGCGUAGUGUGUCGUCGUCCUCGGAGAAGGGUGGCCCGCCAGCACAUGACGCAGAGUACAACGCCGCCGUCGCCAAGCUGAACGCGCUGAGGAGCGACGCGGGCUCAGUCGGCGCUCCCGGCUCCCACCGGCUUCCGCACGGCUCGCGCGCCCCGCAGCGGCGCAUGAUGCUCGCGAUCUGCGGCGAGAACAGCGGCUACGACGCUAUGAAGGAGGUGGACCGCCUUGUCGCCGACGCGCAGCGUACGAAGGCGGCGUGCUGGGCCUUCUUCGCGGGCGAGGAGGAGCCGGCCGUCACACUGCUGAUGCGCUCGAGCGACGAGCGCCACCGCCUCAUGGCCGCGACGAUUGCGGGCUUCAUGACGCAGGCGAAGGCAGAGCGCGGCUCCCUCUUCUGGCAGGAGCACUGGCGCAGUCUCGUCGACAAGGUCGACGACCCCUACGUCCGCGCCGUGCUUAGCAAGAUUGCGGGCGAGAACUGGGAUAACAUCCUCUACGACGAGAGCCUGCCGCUGCUGGACCGCGUCGCUAUUGCCGUGUGCAACCUGACUCACGCAGUUCCUGCGCAACCGGCUGAACCGAUGCGUGCAGCUGGGCUCGCUGCCAGGCCUGGCCCUGACGGGCUUCACGCCCUCUGGCCUGGCGCUUCUGCAGCGAUUCGUAGACCGAACCUCGGACAUUCAGACGGCAGCCCUGCUCUCCGUCUUCUUCAACCGCUCGCGCCUGUCCGACUCGGACGCCCGCCGCGUCCUGAAAUGGCAGGACGCCUACCGCUCCCUCCUGGACAGCUGGCUGGCGUGGGUCGCGCGGUGCUCCUUCGACGUGGCAGUCAAGGACGAGCGGCGCGUGCUCGGCGAGGAGUCGCCGACCGACGCGCAGACCAUCGUCACCUGCCCCGUGUGCCACAACCAGAUUGCGCGCGAGUUCAACGAACUCCUCAGUAUCAAGAAGGCACACUUGCGCGGCACCGUCAAGCCGCCGAGCGUGCGCACGACGCAGUGCCUGUACUGCCAGAACGCGCUGCCGAGGUGCUCUAUCUGUGA